UCACUUCGUCCUACGACGUGGAGGCAGUUCAAGGGGGAGUUGCGAAGUUGCCCUGCGACAUAGAGCCCUCGAUACCCGGUGAUAAAAUGCACAUUGUCAUCUGGUUCAAAGACGGAGAGAACAGGAAAACUCCCAUAUACUCAUUCGAUUCUAGAGACAAGUUGCUAGAGAAAGGCAAACAUUGGGCAGAUGAGAGUGUACUUGGAGGAAGGGGUUAUUUUCGGUAUCAAGAUAAACCUGCAAAACUGACUUUGGAAACUGUGAAAGACAGUGACGGUGGCAUUUAUCAUUGCAGGGUAGACUUCAAGCAAACUCCUACUAGGAAUAUCAAAGUCAACCUGACGAUUAUAA
Messenger RNA from Leptinotarsa decemlineata (Colorado potato beetle), 351 nucleotides. RefSeq names its product nephrin. Gene Ontology annotation, molecular function: protein binding. Lineage: Eukaryota; Metazoa; Arthropoda; Insecta; Coleoptera; Chrysomelidae. The record is from RefSeq and is a predicted model, not a curated record.